CCUGACCACACUACUGAACAGUAGUCUAGGUGUGACAAAACCUACCUUGUUGACUGUGUUGUUAAGAGGUAUAGGGUUUAGUGAAUGAUUUGUCCCAAAUACAAUGCUUUUAGUUUUGGAAAUAUUUAGUACUAACUUAUUCAUUGCUACCUAUUCCGAAACCAACUGCAGCUCUUUGUUAAGUGUUGCAGUCAUUUCAGUCACUGUAGUAGCUGAUGUGUAUAGUGUUGAGUCAUCCGCAUACAUAGACACACUGGCCUUACUAGUAAGGCUUGAAAAAAGCAAGUGUCCUAAACAGCUACCCUGGGGGAAUUCCUGCUCCUACCUGGAUUAUGUUUGAGAGGCUUCCAUUAAAGAACACCCUCUGUGUUCUGUUAGACUAGUAGCUCUUUAUCCACAUUAUAACUGUGGGUGCAAAGCCAUAACACAUAAGUUGUUCCAGCAGCAGACUAUGGUCGAUAACGUCAAAAGCUGCACUGAUGUCUAACAAGACAACCCCCCACAAUACUUUUAUGUCAUUGAUGUGCCCUACCGGCUCACAAGCAUUCAGCAAUAUGGGCAGUUGCUAGAUCAGCUCAAAGAAAACAAGUUAUCACCUAUUCAGUAGCACGGCAACUGAACAGGGCAGCGCUCAGGCCCACAAACAUUCAGCACUAUGGACAGUACCGCGACCAGCGUGGAAUAAGGUAGCCUAAACAGGAGACUGAUAGUUGAUUCAGCACCACGGUCACUGAAUAGCGCCUUGCCCUGACCGCUCAUAUAGCCAGAGAGGAAGAGGCGAAGCAAGUGUUUACUCUGCCCCAAAUCUGUCCACGAAAAGACGACCACUAAGUGAGAAAUGUCUGUUUGGUCAAUGAGAAUGUUACAUUUGGUCAAAAAAAUAAGAAUUUCUAACAUGCUACGUGAGGCUUAUUUGAUCAAAUAUAAGUUUAGCAAUGGUUAGGUUGUUAUGAAUGCACUUAUAUGAGUGGAAGCGCAUGGCAUUUCGGCAACUUUGAAAAAAACUACUUUAUAUCGGAAAUGUGCCUGCUAUUCACAGGCCUAUCUGCCCUCUCAUUGGCUAGAAUGGUCCCACCUGAUCUCGCCUCCUCCUGGUCACUCAACUAUGUUGUUAAUAUAAUAGAUGAUCUUUGACAGCCUAAUGAGGAACCUCUUAUUGCAGGCAGAAUGCGAGGAGAAACGUGAAUGGAUUAAAAUAAUUCACUACGACAGACAGCCUAGAACUUGUAGCAUAAUAGGCAACUGUUAUAAAGGGGGAAUUGAAUAGACAUGAUAUCUGUUUUUCAAAAUUAUCGUGGAAUGUAAAACAGUUUUUGGACCGCCAAUAAAAUCCCAAUUUAACUCACUCUGCUCACUAUUUAGUUUGCAGUUCUCAAUAUGAAAACAGACCUAAAGGGGCGCAAUAGGAAGAACCCAAUGAAGUUGAUAGGGUGAAUAACUCUUUAAAAUAACUGUUCAUAACAUAACUGCCUAUUCAGAUAAAUUGAUGAAUUGCUUAAGUCUUGAAGUGGUUGAAUGUAUCUCUGAAUAUUUUUUUUGACUCUGUCUGUUAGAGUUCAAUGAGUUUGAUGUAAAUAUGUGUCAUGUCAACCGGUAAACACUGUGCUUUUUCCAAGCCGUGUGUGAUUGUAUGUGUGAAUUAAUAUAUGUUGUAGCCUCUGUCUGUCAUUUUCUAAGGUAAAAAGAUGGGCUGCUGUGAACCUCGGAUAUAAAAAGCACACGCUGCCAGACUGCUUACGUCUGCAAUGAGACCGCAGACGAAAUUGUAAAUACUACUCAACCUGAGUCGAUAGAGAGAGGCGGGGAAAAGGGCAGACAUAGAAAUAUAGAAAACAAAUACUUAGAAAAUGUAUACUCGGUAAGGCGGUCAGAUAUGUCGACUCGACAAUUAAAAAAACCUGAGCGUCACAUCGGUUGAGCGAGACGCGCAUUAUGGAAUCUUCAUAAACCUGCCUCGUUGCAUCCGCUAUUUGAUCAACCAAUGGCCUCCUCUGGAGAACAAUUAUUAAUAUUAAUAUAAAUGCAAAUAUCUGGUAGCGCACCGCUUGAACCGACAUUUCUGUGUUUAGCCAUCCAUGUUUUAUCGGAUGGUUCAGAUAACGCGCAGAAUUUAGGAGCGUUCCAUUAUUUUAUUUGUGAAUGGUUUUUUUGGGGGGGGGCAGAAUAGCAUUUUGUAACGUCGCAUAGAACUGCACCAUGGAUUUCAAUCAGAAUUCUUAAAGGGUAGCCCAUAGUGCCAAUUUAAUCGGUGAACAAAUAGAAACGCUGUACAUGUAAACAAGAACCAGCAAUCUUCUAAGAUCCGCCCAUUUCUAUAUUCUAUCUUUCAGUAUUUCUCGACACAUCUGGAAAAAGUUUUUUUUUUUUUUUUACCGUUCUUCCAAGAGGACGGCAAUGUCAUCAUCAACAUCCCGGCGUGGUUUUGUUGUUGUCUGAUUUUACUACUGGAUAUCGGCACUUACCCCUGCGCCAAGCCAUACCUCCGUUUUUUUUUACAAGGUGAUUGAAGUGUGGCCUGCAGUGACAUCCAUCCCCUUCUCCCUAUUGGUCUUCUAUACCAUGAGCUCUGGCUCCGCCCAGGAUGUGGCGGUGGAGCAUUUCUUGCGUGACAUAGAGAGGCGGGGCAAGCGGCUACAUUGUGCUGUGAUUGGUUGCGAGGAGCAGCGUCCCCGUGGCGACAUGAACCUGCUGUAUCGUAAGAGCCGGCUGGACUGGAGGCACAAGGACCAGGAAGGCAAUAAGAAGAGCUCCAGCCAGAAGGACCCCUCCUCAGCCACGGUGGGCAAGGUCCGUGACCUGGCAUCCUUCCGGCGCCACUUCCGCAUGGGCUUCAUGACCAUGCCUGCCUCCCAGGACCUGUCCCCUCACUCCUGUGCCUCCGCCAUGGCCCCCCGCUCUCAGUCCUGCCACGCCGUGGGCGCUGGAGACACAGGUCUGGAGAACGGGGAAGAUUACUCUGACACCCAGUCACAGCACGGCGGGCGCUGUCCCCCUGCUAAACCCAAACGCCAUCCCAGCACCCGUCUCAGCUCCUCCUCGGACCCCAGAGCACCUCACGCCCCACCGGACGCCCCUCCGCCACCCCCGCCCACUCACCCGCAGGCCAAACACUCAGAGAAGAAGAACGCCAUGAAGAAGUCUGACUCAGGGGACAUGUCCAAAAAGAUGCCGCCUUUGAAGCCCAAACGAAGCCCCAGUACUCAGCUCUCGUUUGAGCCCCCAACUCCCCGUGUGCCCCCUCUUGCCACGCCCAUCCAGGGGGGCGAGGUUCAGCCUCAGGGGGACAAUGAGCCCGUCUACAUAGAGAUGGUGGGCCAAGUGUUCACCAGGGAGAGCCAGACUGCCACCCCUCACCCUGUCACGCCCGUAGCCACCACGCCUGAUUCAGACUCAGAUCAGAGCGAGGCCAUCUAUGAGGAGAUGAAGUACCCACUGCCAGAGGACAGAGAGGGACACAAACGCCUCCCUCUCAAACACGAGAGACUCAGAUCCUCCAAACACCACCACUCCUCCUCUGGCAUGUCCGCCCAUCUACCUCGCCCCUCCUCCUCCCCCUCCUGCUCCAAACCUAAAGCCACAGUGUCCAUCUCCCACUCCUCGCCCCUCCCCUCCUCCACCUCCUCCACCCCUGUCCCCCAGCCCCUCUCCUCCAGCCCGCACCCCCCACGAGCCCCUACGCCCUACCUCCUCCAGGGGAACAAAUCAGAGACAGAGUCCAACAGUAAGAUCCCAGCCCCCUUCCCCAACCUGCUGCAGCACCGACCCCCGCUGCUCGCCUUCCCCCAGCCUGCUGCUGCCUCCAGUGGGGUCGGGGUCCAACACAAGGCUGCUUCUGCCAAACUGGGGACCAUUAACAUUCAGACCUCCUCCAGUAUGACAGCUCCGUCUAGCACCUCUUCCUCCUCCACCACCCCCUCCUCUAACCUCCCUGUGCCCCUGUCAGGCUCUAAGGAGUCUAAGGACAGAGAUAGAGACAGCCAGCUCGGCCCUGCACCAGGGCUAAGGGCCAGGAGCCACUCCACACCCCUGCCCCCUUCCUCUAAGUCCACCUCCCCCUAUUCCCACCACCACCACCACCAUCCCCACCCUCACCACCGCCCCUCACACUACCACCACUACCGCAAGCCAGAGAGAGGAGACUCGCCCAACCCCAACACCAACAACAAGAAUGGCUCGGAGACCUUCUCCAAGUCCAUUGCCCAGACCCAGACCCAGGGCUCGGGCAAGGAGGGAAAGUCUGUGAGCUUCUGCUUGAAGUUAGACAAAGCAGAGAGGGACAGGGACAGAGAGAGGGAUAAGGACAGAGAGAGGGACAGAGAUGGUCACAGGGACAGUCACAGAGACAGGGACAGUGACAGAGAGCGACACAGGGAGAGAGACAGAGAAGCAGGGUUCCACUUUACCUCCUCUCAGGCUGAGAACACCACCAACAACCUUUCAUCCCAGACCAGUGCCAGUUCAGCCACAACCUCGUCCUCCUCCUCUUCCACUCACUCUCGCCCUCACUCUCGCUCCCAACUCCACCGCUACCACACCCCCCACGGCCUACCUGCCUACAAGCCCCCCUCCUCAGACAGCCCCCUGCUCUGGACCUACCCCUCGGUGGGCUUCCGGAGACCCCCGGCAUACGACAGCCUGCGAGGAGGGUCUCAUCUGCCCUCCUUGCACCACCAGGGUCACGGGGAUGUGGCCUCCAAAAGCAGCACGGUGCCUGGGCCCGUCCAGGGGAAGGCUGGGUUCAUGCCCUGGGACAACAGUGGCUUUGGAGAUGACGGGUCUUACUUGCCCAUGCAGAGGAAACUGUCCUUCAGCCAAGGCAGCAAAGAGACAGAGAGAGAGAAGGAUGAAGGGCGGGCGUGGAAUGGCAGUGCCGAUGCCCUCCUGAGGAUAGACAAGGAGGACCUGGGCCCUGGACGUCGAGGAGGAGGAGGCCACUCUGGGAUCCCGGUACGCUUCACUGGAGCAAGGGGGCUGGGCCACAGUGAGUCCCUGACCGGGAUGGAGGUGGGGUCCUUGGGGUUCCGAGCCCUGCCUAGAGGGGGUCUCCCCCUCCCCUGCCAAACCUUUCCAGCCUGCCGCAAUGGAGAACUGGGUCGAUUGAGCCGCUCAUCAUCCACCUCUGGGGUGAGACAGGUGGGUGGAAGCGACGUUCAGUGGCAGAGCAGCCUGCCCCAUCGAGAGGUACUGAAUCAGUUGCAUGGGCUGUCCCAAUCCUCCCAAACGCCCUGCAGUCCUAUCCUGUCCAGACAGCAGCAGCAGCUCCAGCUCCACCACCUCCAGCUGCAGUUCCAACACCUGGCCCAGCUGGCCCAGGGACAGCCUCCCACCAGCGGGGGCGCUGCCACGUCCGCAGCCCAAACCCAGAGGGAUGGCAAGCUGCUGGAGGUCAUUGAGAGGAAGCGCUGCCUAUGCAAAGAGAUCAAGGCCCACCGCCGCCCAGAAAAGAACCUGUGUAAGCAGGACAGCAUGCCCAUCCUACCCAGCUGGAGACGGACCCCUGAGCCCCAGAAGACUGGCAUGCCCCCCUGUCAGAGGCCCCAGGCUGUGGUGUGGGACACAGCCAUCUGA
Molecule: messenger RNA, 5568 nt
Organism: Salmo salar (Atlantic salmon)
Lineage: Eukaryota; Metazoa; Chordata; Actinopteri; Salmoniformes; Salmonidae
Source: RefSeq, a predicted model, not a curated record